Molecule: messenger RNA, 901 nt
Organism: Haliotis rufescens (red abalone)
Lineage: Eukaryota; Metazoa; Mollusca; Gastropoda; Lepetellida; Haliotidae
Product: sperm axonemal maintenance protein CFAP97D1-like
Exons: 6
Coding region: 90-725 (211 amino acids)
Source: RefSeq, a predicted model, not a curated record
CAUAAACAUGUAAUGACAUCACUAACAGAGAACCGUUCAGUUGUUGACCUCCAGCCUGAGGCUUUACGAUAAGCGUAAUGUAAACAAUAAUGUCCGAGAAGAAGAAAAUUAAAAAGAAACCGAAGAUGCACCGCGCCUACCAACCCGUCACCCCUGCCAAUAACAUAUACUUGAAACAGAGAUGGGAUCAGGAUAUAUUUUUUACUCACAGACGGAAGGUCGAGGCGGCCAAAGCUGUGAUAGACAACAAGCCUCCCAAAACAUACAUGCACCUGCACAUCAAGCUGAAGAAACUACAGAUGGAGGGCGAGCGUCUCGCCAUCGUGGAGCGGGACAACCGCAUUCUGCUGGAGAAGAUGGCGCAUAUCAUGAGGACCGGCGGCUUGGUCGACAACGUCAAGCGCGACUACACGCACAAGAGCUUGAACAAGACGAAGCGCCAGCGGGAACUGUUGCGGAUCACAUACGAGAAUAUGGCCAUAUUGAAGAGAAUCAACGCCAAGGAGCCGCACUAUAAUCACAUGAAGUGGGAGGCCGAGCAUCACUGUAACCAGUCCUACAUGAUGAAUGUAGCCAAGUACCGACAUCACUGGCGGAAGGAACAACAGUGUUACCGUAUCCGGAAACAUCAGCAAGAUGCGGCCAACAGGCGAAUCAAGGACCAGGUGCUGAUCCCUGACAAGACCUCACCCAAAGACUCGCUGCCUCCCUUACAGUCUAAGUAGAGGCCAACGUAGAGUAUUUAUGGCAUGGCGUCAUGUCCUUUCGCACAUAUUUAUAUUUUUACAGAAUUUAUUUGCUAGUACAGCUUUAUAGCCCUAACUGUAUUCAUUGUAUUUAUUUUAUAGUUGUGGGUAAGUGGAAGUGUCUUCUGGGAGUGUAAUAAAAUGUAACGUGGAAA